Molecule: messenger RNA, 579 nt
Organism: Hibiscus syriacus
Lineage: Eukaryota; Viridiplantae; Streptophyta; Magnoliopsida; Malvales; Malvaceae
Product: integrin-linked protein kinase 1-like
Exons: 6
Coding region: 1-579 (192 amino acids)
Biological process (GO): protein phosphorylation
Molecular function (GO): protein tyrosine kinase activity; ATP binding
Source: RefSeq, a predicted model, not a curated record
AUGGACUCCAUUCACAGGAGUCCCUCCGAGGACGGGCUGAUGGUGCUGGAGAAUAUGGACUCCACCAUGCAGCUGCUUCAGAGGUCCGAUGGUGUAACGAAGGGGUCAUAUCAAGUGGCGAAAUGGAAUGGCACAAAGGUCUCCGCAAAGAUACUAGACAAGAACAGCUUUUUGGACCCUGAGACCAUAAAUGCUUUCAAGUAUGAGCUAACUUUGUUAGAGAAAGUCCUGCAUCCUAUUCUGGUUCAAUUUUUCGGAGCUGUUACUCUAAAUAUUCCGAUGAUGUUUGUUUCCAAGUAUCAAUCUAGCGGUGACCUGAGAUGCUACCUUCGCACGAAAGGACGAUCAUCGCCGCAUAAAGCUUCGAACUUCGCUCUCAACAUAGCCAGUGGAAUGAAUUACCUUCAUGAUUACAAAUCCGAUACGAUAAUUUUCGGCCAUUUAAGCCCAGAGUACGAAGGUCAGUUGAAGGUAGCUGGAUUUGGUUUGUUAAGAUUGUCGUACAUAUCAUACAAUAAGGCAAAAUUAAUGGAGGAACAUAUCGAUCCAUCGAGCGAGUUCAUAUUUAUUCUGGUUUAG